AGGAAGGUGUUCUUUAUGCUUCCAGUUUGUAUCCUGAUUUGUUGGAGUUCUCCAGAAAAUGGAAGAAGAAAGGAAAUCAAGAAGCACAGAUACUCCAGUGUUCAGCAGUUACAGCAAUUCCAUUUACUGAGUCCUCCUGCCAGACGUGUGCAUACCCAUCUCUGGAAGCCCUCCUAUUGGGAAAUUCACACAAACGAAAAGGAAGUAACUGAGAAGGAAGUCACUCUUCACUUGUUGCCAGGUGAACAGCUGCUUUGUGAAGCCAGCACAGUCCUGAAGUAUGUGCAGGAAGAUUCCUGUCAGCGCGGCGUCUAUGGGAGACUCGUCUGCACAGACUUUAAGAUUGCCUUUUUGAGCGACGAUGACUGUGCCCUGGAUAAUGGUGAAUCUCAGUUUAAGAAUAAGGUUAUAGGAGAAAAUGACAUUACCCUCCACUGUGUUGAUCAGAUUUAUGGAGUGUUCGAUGAGAAAAAAAAAGCUCUCUUUGGACAACUGAAGAAAUACCCUGAGAAACUCAUCAUCCACUGCAAAGAUCUCCGAGUGUUCCACUUUUGCCUGAGGUACACAAAAGAAGAGGAAGUCAAAAGGAUUGUCAGCGGGAUCAUUCAUCAUACCCAGGCUCCUAAGCUACUUAAAAGGUUAUUUCUGUUUUCCUAUGCAACUGCCGCACAAAACAGCACAGCCACUGAUCCCAAGAACCAUACAGUAAUGUUUGACACACUUAAGGACUGGUGUUGGGAAUUGGAGCGGACCAAAGGCAAUGUGAAGUACAAAGCAGUGAGUGUCAAUGAAGGCUACAGAAUCUGUGAGAGGUUGCCAGCAUUCUUCGUCGUUCCCACCCCUCUUCUGGAAGAGGAUGUGCUGCGCUUUCAGGGUCAUGGCAUACCAAUAUGGUGUUGGUCAUGCCACAACGGAAGUGCCCUUUUGAAAAUGUCAGCACUGCCCAAAGAACAAGAUGACAGCAUUUUGCAGAUGCAGAAGAGUUUCUUGGAUGGAAUUUACAAGACCAUCCACAGGCCACCUUAUGAAAUUGUUAGAACUGAAGACUUAUCAAGCAACUUCCUCUCCCUGCAGGAAAUCCAGACUGCAUACUCUAAAUUUAAACAGCUGUUUCUGAUAGAUAACAGUACUGAAUUUUGGGACACAGAUAUCAAGUGGUUUUCUCUCUUGGAAAGUAGCAGCUGGCUUGACAUAAUCAGACGUUGUCUGAAAAGAGCAAUAGAGAUCACAGAAUACAUGGAAGCACAAAAUAUGAACAUUCUUCUUUUAGAGGAGAACGCCUCCGACCUCUGCUGCCUCCUUUCUUCUCUGGUGCAAGUGAUGAUGGACCCCCACUGUCGGACCCGGACUGGUUUCCAGAGCCUUGUCCAAAAGGAGUGGGUCAUGGGAGGCCACUGUUUCUUGGAUCGUUGCAACCAUCUCCGCCAGAGCGACAGAGAGGAGGUUCCUGUGUUCCUGCUUUUCUUAGAUUGUGUCUGGCAGCUGGUACACCAGCAUCCUCCAGCGUUUGAGUUCACCGAGACUUACCUGACUGUUUUGUCAGAUAGCCUAUAUAUUCCUAUUUUUAGUACCUUCUUCUUCAACUCACCUCAUCAAAAAGAUACUAACAUGGGUAGGGAAAGCCUGGAUACACAAAGCAAGCCUUUGAAUCUGCUUACCGUGUGGGAUUGGUCUGUACAGUUUGAACCGAAAGCACAGACACUGCUCAGAAACCCUCUCUAUGUGGAAAAGCCAAAACUGGACAAAGGCCAGCGGAAAGGAAUGCGUUUCAAACAUCAACGACAACUUUCUUUGCCACUCACCCAGUCUAAGUCAUCUCCCAAAAGAGGAUUUUUCAGGGAAGAGACAGAUCAUUUAAUUAAAAACCUGGGCAAGAGAAUUAGCAAACUUAUUAACUCUUCGGAUGAGCUACAGGACAACUUCCGGGAGUUUUAUGACAGUUGGCACAGCAAGCCUACUGACUACCACGGCUUGUUGUUGCCUCAUAUAGAGGGACCAGAAAUCAAAGUUUGGGCACAGCGCUACUUGCGUUGGAUUCCAGAAGCCCAAAUCGUAGGUGGUGGCAGAGUGGCCACUAUGGGCAAACUCUUGGAAAUGAUGGAGGAAGUCCAGAGCUUACAAGAGAAAAUCGACGAGCGGCACCUCAGCCCUGUGUCCCUCCAGGCCGAGGCACCCUGCCUGCUGAGGAACUCUGUCCGCCUGUCCUCGCUGUUUCCCUUUGCUUUGCUCCAGCGACACUCGUCCAAGCCUGUCUUGCCCACCAGCGGUUGGAAAGCUUUGGGAGAUGAUGAAGAUCUGGCCAAACGAGAAGACGAGUUUGUGGACCUAGGGGAUGUGUGACUUGAGUGUUUGGUGACUGUGGAGAGGUGUGUGGGAGGUUGGGACCAUUGGUCCUUGGGCCUAGUGGCUUGCUAAUGCCAGGAGGGUCCUAGCCCAGCCUCUGCUGGAGAAAACCAAGGCCUUGAAGAAAAGAGCUGGUUCUCAUUUUUUUCAUGGUUCUGAAAGACUAUGCAAUUAAAACCGUAUCUCAAGUAUUAUCAGUUGGAAGGAAUUCCUACUUGACCCAUCAUAGGAUUGUGGCUGUUUUCUGAUGCCUAAGUAUUAGAAUCUCCAGUGGCCAGUUUACUACUAGAAAGAGCUUCAGUUUGAUAUUCUUGGAUUUGCUUCUUUCUUCUGGUCCUUUCUGUGCCAAGAUAAUUCAUCCCACCAUUGGGAAUCAUAAGUUGAUGGCCCAUUUCAGUUAGGAGCAAGGUCAGCCUUAUGUGGUGUUUGUGUGCAGUGAAAGACUGAGAUAGAGGUACUAAGGUGGAUGGCAUUUACUUAAACCACAGCAUUUUUCCUUUCUUGUUCCCCUUGUCUGUAGAAAAGCUGGAAAGUUCCACUGUUGCCACAUACCCUAACACUCAGCCUCUCCUUCCUCCUUCCUGGUCUGUGUCAUAUGUCAAAUGUUGGGCCAGCCGCCACCCACUCCUCCCCGUGCUGACAGCUGUGAGUCUUUUCUCAGCACUGUCCCUCCGCACUGCCUGCCUUGGAGCACAUAGUCCCAGUGUUUUGCUGCUGAACCUGCUGGUGAGACUGGGGGAAUCUCGUGUUUUGGCCAGAGGAUCUUCCUGGCCUCUGGAGUUUCCCAGUCUUUGAACACCUUGCUGAGCUGCCUUCCACUUCCCCCAAGGCUUUGGAGACCCUGAGAGCAUGCUUGUCUGGUGUAGUUCCUCGGCUGCUUCCCAGCUACCUGCUUGCCUCGCCUGCUCUGGUCCUGCACAGACUGCUGGGGUCAACCUCUUGCAAAUGUGGCUUGCAUGGGAAAGCAGCUAAACAUCAAUGCCAGAAGUGAUGAUUCUCACAGGAUACCUCAGUGAUUUAAGAAGCCAUAGAAAAAACUCAGUGAUGCCUGGUCGUCUCCUUGGAUCUACUGUCUAAAGUUAUAUAUAUAUUUUAAUGUAGGAAAAUAUACUUUAUAAGGACCAGUUUUUUCAUUCUCAUGGAACUCUUUCAAAUCCCACAAAAGAAAGGGAAAAAAAACCCCUUACAUUAGAACCUUUCAGAUUGAAAGUUUGCCUUUUAUAUAUUUGCUCUUCAGAAUAGAUCUCAAUUUGAACGUUAGUUGUUUAGAAAUACCUGCUGGAAGGCAAUAGGAGAAUUUGAAGCUGUUGACAAAGGAGUUUCCAAUUUGCACUGAGUCGCCUUUGUACAUACAAUCAUUUUUCUCUGCUCCAUCUCGUCUUAAUGCGCAAGCCAGGCGGUCAGUUAAGAUAACAGGCUGAGGGGAGGGCAGGAUUUGUGUCUCUGGGGACCACACAAACACCUCAGUCUUUGUUGCCUUAAGAGUCUUAGGAGUGAGGUGAGCAUUAGGCUUGCAAUAGGCAUUUUAAAAAGUACAUAGAGAAUUUAAUACAGGGAAGGGAGUUUCUCUUCAUGUGUAUGUUCUGUGGGCCUUCUUAAACUAGCACUAAUCUCCACUUCUCUGCCAUUUCCUUCCAAAUACACUAUGAGCUUACUAUUUUGUUACCUUGUUAUAACAUGAAUAUUUGUGUGGUAGCCUCUUCAAUCUUAGUACUUUUCAUUCCCCAAAUGCCUGGCGUGAUGCUUUAUACUCUAUAAAAUAUGGUUUAAAGGCACAAGGCCAUGGCCCUUAUCAUAGCAGUUGAAUGUGCAUUGAAGUAUUUUUCUAUGAUUUUUUUAAAAAGUUACUAUAGCAAAAUAAGCAAGCUUAUAACAUGUAAGGUCAUGACAAUUUAUGUAUUUAUAUUUGAAAUCAGAUUUCUAUAGCUUGUAUUUGUGUACAGAAUUAUUAGUAGGUUUAUAUAUUGUGAAAUUUUUAUUCAAGAUUCAGAUGUGGGUUAUGCUUAAUAGUAAAAGCUGAAAUGAGACGAUUUACUUUAAAAUGCUGCACUGUGCAAGUUUGGAAAUGUACAUGAAUAAUUUACUGUAUAUAAUAUCUUGACUUUGUUUAUACCUCCAGGUUUUUACACUGAAGAUAAACUAGCUUUAAUUAAAUUCAGAUUUUUCUGUUUUUUUUUUAAGGAAUAAGCUGUUGGGCUAUAUCUGUAUAAAUGUGCUUUUUAUCUUCUGGAUGCACAAAAAAGUUUAUACCUGUAUUCUCACUGCAUCGUAUCUGAGUGCAGAAAUUAAAGCACAAUUUACAACUA
Chinchilla lanigera (long-tailed chinchilla) is the source of this 4649-nucleotide messenger RNA. It is a transcript of the gene Mtmr12, whose product is annotated as myotubularin related protein 12. NCBI's taxonomy places the organism in Eukaryota, Metazoa, Chordata, Mammalia, Rodentia, Chinchillidae. The coding region runs from base 16 to 2340 and encodes 774 amino acids. The transcript has 17 exons. The record is from RefSeq and is a predicted model, not a curated record.